Hirsutella rhossiliensis is the source of this 1056-nucleotide messenger RNA. RefSeq names its product nucleoplasmin-like protein. The record is from RefSeq and is a predicted model, not a curated record. The coding region runs from base 1 to 1056 and encodes 351 amino acids. The transcript has 6 exons. NCBI's taxonomy places the organism in Eukaryota, Fungi, Ascomycota, Sordariomycetes, Hypocreales, Ophiocordycipitaceae.
AUGACGCGCCGAGCACGCCAUUCCGCCAUCCCUUACGACUCGGACGCGUCUUACUCCCCCGAGAACGAAUUUGACGAUGGUGGUCUCUUUGACAAAGUUGAGCCCCUUCACUCGGAUACGUAUGCGGAGGCAACGGAUGUAGAGGACUUGAACUUCGAUGACGCAGACGGAUUCGUCGACGCUGACGUUGAAGACCAAGUCCAGCUCUUCGGUGGCAACGUUCAUCCACCUGAGUACUACCGGGAAGCCGUUGAGAAAUUCAACGAGACCGCCUACGAAGCUCAAGACUAUAGCGACGGUAGUCUACUGCUCCUCGAUGCCUGCGACGCACAAUGGCGCCAGUACUGCGAGGUGCUGGGUUGUGACCCCCAAAAAUGUUUGGAGUCUGUCUCCGAGUCCAGCUCCCUGCGGCUUUUGUAUAACUUUUUUGACUGGUCCCUCAACCAGAAGGUCGAAGGUGGACCGCAUAAUAUUUUGAUUCGCUUCACCUUAGCCUUCACGAAAACGUACCUCGGUGUCAAAGAUGCGAAAACAUUUCCUCUUCCAGAGACCUUAGCCGACCCUUCCUUGCUACUCAAUCCUCACAUCUUCCUGCUAGGCAUUCUUUUCCGCCAUCGCGCGUUCCGAGCAACAAGUCUCAAUUCACCCGCACAGCUUGCCAAUCUUGAUAUCCACCCUGAGGAGCGGGAGCUACCUCUGCCGCUCAAGGACGAUCUAAAAGACACAUAUAUAUUCCGACGGGCUAUGAAAACCUUUACCGGCUAUGAGCUAUCCCAGGACAAGCCUCUUUCUUACCAGAUGAUUGCACAAUGGAUCAGAAGGGUUGGCGAAAUAUUGGGGUUGGAAUACCCCACCAUCCCCUACAACUUGCGUUAUAAUGCGGCCAAUGAGUUCGAUCGAAGUGCUUCAGCCGAUAUCAGCGAGUCGCUGCGAAAUCUUGCUCUAGAUCACGCCAAUUCGAAUCCCUUUCAGAAGCACUACCUGGGACGGGAGAGCAAGACCUUCGGCAUCAUCGCCCAGGUUCAAAGAAGCACAUGGAACUCCGCCGUCGACUGA